ACGAGAAAAGGUGGAAAAAGUUGACUUUGGAUGUAUCGAAGAGUUGGGGGUUGUACUUGUUCCUUCUUUCUCAUGCCUACGGGAUUGAGAACAGAACAUCAACCCGCUUUAACCGUUCCCGUCAACCUCGCUGUCUCUGCAAUCAGUUACACACUACUUUUCCCGCACUCAGAUCAGAUCCAUCGUCCGAGCCAGGUUCCAAUUUAUUCUGCUAUGAUUCAAUUUUGAAAUGAAGAAGGUGUUUCACCUAACAGUGAUUAUUCUAAUGAGGGAGUUAUCGUGGCGUUGUUUUCGACACAAGAUUGAUUGGAGAAGAUUGUUUCUUCUUGUAUCAAUUUUUACUGCAUCUGGAUUCGUGUUUCAGAUGAUUGUUCAUACUUCUGUAAUUUCACCAAACAAACACUUUCAUUUUCCUCCUGGAGCUGCUGAUUCAUACAAAUCCUCCAAUAGUACUAUACAGUCGAAUGAGUUUAUUAAAGAGACAAUACUUCAAAACGUUCACCUCACUCUUCCAAAUUCCGCUGUUUCUCCCAAGUUAUCUAACAAUUUUGUUCAAUCGGUAUCGGUUGAGGCAGAUAGCAUAAACACCGAAGCACGACGAAAGAAGGACAGAAAUCUUGCUAAUACAAGUACAACAGUUACAACUUCAUUCCCUCGUGGGCGUGUUCCUUCUGGUAAGCAGACGGACAUUAGGUUGAUUACACCUACUGAGGCCCUUGUGUAUGCAAGGAAAGAGAUCGAUCAUGUUACUUCAGUGAAUGAAGAUCCUGAUCUUUACGCUCCUUUAUUCAGGAACGUUUCUGUUUUUAAAAGGAGCUAUGAAUUGAUGGAAACAGUACUUAAAGUUUAUAUAUAUCGUGAUGGAUCAAGGCCUAUUUUUCACAACCCUUCCCUUAAGGGAAUCUAUGCUUCUGAAGGAUGGUUUAUGAAGUUAAUGCAGGAAAAUAAGCAAUUUGUCACCAAGGAUCCCGAGAGAGCCCACUUAUUUUAUCUUCCAUACAGUGCACGCCAAAUGGAGGUCACACUUUAUGUGCCUGGGUCACAUGAUUUGAAACCAUUAUCAAUCUUUCUUAGGGACUAUGUAAACAAGAUUGCUGCAAAGUAUCCAUUUUGGAAUCGCACACAUGGGUCAGAUCAUUUCCUUGUUGCUUGCCAUGAUUGGGGUCCUUACACAGUGACUGAACAUGAAGAACUAGCCAGAAACACCUUAAAAGCUCUAUGUAAUGCUGAUCUGUCUGAAAGAAUCUUCAUUGAAGGAAGAGAUGUUUCCCUUCCAGAAACUACCAUAAGGGCACCAAGAAGACCUCUUAGAUAUCUCGGUGGGAAUAGAGCAUCACUACGUCCAAUCCUUGCUUUCUUUGCUGGAAGCAUGCACGGUAGAGUGCGUCCCACUCUUCUUAAGUAUUGGGGCGGUGAAAAAUAUGAAGACAUGAAAAUCUACAAGCGCUUACCUUUGAGGGUCUCUAAAAAGAUGACUUAUAUUCAACACAUGAAAUCAAGUAAAUAUUGUUUAUGUCCAAUGGGGUUUGAAGUUAAUAGCCCUAGGAUAGUUGAAGCCAUAUACUACGAAUGUGUUCCUGUCAUCAUUGCAGAUAAUUUUGUCCUUCCACUUAGUGAAGUUCUGGACUGGAGCGCUUUUUCUGUGGUGGUGGCCGAGAAGGAUAUUCCUAGAUUGAAGGAUAUUUUGUUGUCAAUCCCUAUGAGAAAAUAUGUUGCAAUGCAAAAUAAUGUGAAGAUGGUACAGAAGCAUUUCCUUUGGAACCCAAAACCAAUAAGAUAUGAUCUGUUUCACAUGAUUCUUCAUUCAAUAUGGUUGAACAAGCUAAACCAGAUUUGAACUCCGCAAAUAUAGACGGGAACCAUGCAAGACUCUUGCAGUCUUUCACUCAAUGAUUUGCUUCAUACAAUAGAAAUUUGAUUGAUUACUUUAUUAAUUACAUGAAUACUUGACAAGUAACCAAAAAGCUAGAUGGUUGAUCCUAAGCUAGGUAUUCUGGUUAACAGGUUUGUAAAUAAAUAGUUCAAUUGCUGUUAUUUUUAAAUGUGUAAUAGUUUUUUUUCCCUCUUUCAAAGUCUUAAAUCCUUGAACUCUGCAUAGUCUCUCUCAUAAAACCAUAGAGGGAAGUAUCUUGCUUUGUUUGUUGUUACUUUAUCUGGAUAAAGAGUUUAAUGUAUUAUAAUUAUCAUUGGGAAAAAAUUUGUGGGGCUACCAUUGUGAAAAAGCUCUGUUGCUUUCUAUCA
Medicago truncatula (barrel medic) is the source of this 2241-nucleotide messenger RNA. RefSeq names its product probable glycosyltransferase At5g03795. Lineage: Eukaryota; Viridiplantae; Streptophyta; Magnoliopsida; Fabales; Fabaceae. The transcript has 4 exons. The record is from RefSeq and is a predicted model, not a curated record. Gene Ontology annotation, molecular function: glycosyltransferase activity. The coding region runs from base 230 to 1837 and encodes 535 amino acids.